Marasmius oreades (fairy-ring Marasmius) is the source of this 429-nucleotide messenger RNA. RefSeq lists its product as uncharacterized. The transcript has 2 exons. NCBI's taxonomy places the organism in Eukaryota, Fungi, Basidiomycota, Agaricomycetes, Agaricales, Marasmiaceae. The record is from RefSeq and is a predicted model, not a curated record. Bases 1 to 429 code for a protein of 142 amino acids.
AUGCCUGCUGGAACUGUAUAUGGUUAUAAUUCGAAAUCGCGAGCGAAAAAGCCUCGAGCGUUCUGUCACCUUUAUGACCUCAUCAGGACUAUUCUUGAGCUCGCAGCUCAAAUCAAUGACCGCGCUUGGGUUGCCCAUAGUUCCAAGCAACAGCACCUUCCCGGCGAGAGAGUCAAACCAAACUCUUCAUGCCCUGAUUCCUUUCUCUACCUGAUUCCGAACUUGAGGCUCCUGGAAGGGAUGGGAUGGGAACAGCUUCUUUGCGUUGGCGAGGUAAAGAACAAAAAGACUGAGAAGGCCGAGCUGGAUAACUGGGUCAAGGUGGUUUGGGGAAUGCACCAUAUUAUGCGGAACGAUCCGUGCCGGCUCUUCACAUUCGGAUAUACCAUGGAAGACGACCAAGCGAGGCUUUGGUAUCAUUCGCGGUGA